Molecule: messenger RNA, 1101 nt
Organism: Lasiodiplodia theobromae
Lineage: Eukaryota; Fungi; Ascomycota; Dothideomycetes; Botryosphaeriales; Botryosphaeriaceae
Product: Ankyrin repeat domain-containing protein
Exons: 1
Coding region: 1-1101 (366 amino acids)
Molecular function (GO): protein binding
Source: RefSeq, a predicted model, not a curated record
AUGCUCCUCGAUAAGGGCGCCAACGUCAACAGCAAGGUCGAAGGCCUUAGCAGUCUCUGCGUUGCUUCACAGUUUGGCUACGAAAAGGUGGUUCAGAUGCUCCUCGAUAAGGGCGCUAACGUCAACAUGCGGAGUAACUACCCUCUCUGGGUUGCUUCAAAAAGAGGUCACGAGAAGAUAGUUCAGAUGCUUCUCGAUAGGGGCGCCGACGUCAACCAGGGUGGAGAGAACUACAAUGCCCUUCAUCAAGCUUCACGAAACGGUCACGAGAAUAUAGUUCAGACACUCCUCAACAGGGGCGCCGACGUUAACGCUCCGGACGGUUACUUCGGUAAUAUUCUCCAGGCUACUUCAUACAACGGUUCCGAGAAGAUAGUCCAGAUACUCCUCGACAAGGGCGCCAACGUCAACGCUCAAGGAGGUUGCUUCGGUAAUGCUCUCCAGGCUGCUUCAUACGAAGGUUCUGAGAAGAUAGUCCAGAUGCUUCUCGACAAGGGCGCCAACGUCAACGCUCAGGGCGGAAGGUACGGCAAUAGUCUCCAGGCUGCUUCAAUCAACGGUUCCGAGAAGAUAGUCCAGAUGCUUCUCGACAAGGGCGCCGACGUCAACGCUCAGGGAGGUUACUUCGGUAAUAGUCUCCAGGCUGCUUCAUGGUUCAGUCGCAAUAAGGUGGUUCAGAUACUCCUCGACAAGGGCGCCAACGUCAACGCUCAGGGAGGUUGCUUCGGUAAUGCUCUCCAGGCUGCUUCAUACGAAGGUUCUGAGAAGAUAGUCCAGAUGCUCCUCGACAAGGGCGCCGACGUCAACGCUCGGGGCGGAGCUUACGACAAUGCUCUCAAUGCUGCCUCGUCCGUGAAACACGAGAAGGUGGUUCAGAUACUACUUCAGAAUGGGGCUGAUCCUUCGGCUGAGAAAGCCGCGAAGCGUUCCGCAUCCCAGGCUGAAAUCGGAAGCGGUAAUGAGGACGUGGUAGCUAAGAAGCCGAAAGCUGCUGAUGCUGGGUCGCCGAGCACGCACGUAGGAGCGGAAGAGGAGUCGGAAAAUGCCUGGAAGGACGAUGAGAAUGAAAAUAGUUUUUGGGAAUCGUUCCCUUUGUGGUAG